This is a messenger RNA of Astyanax mexicanus (Mexican tetra), 2614 nucleotides long. Its product is annotated as zinc finger protein 420-like. The record is from RefSeq and is a predicted model, not a curated record. Gene Ontology annotation, molecular function: DNA-binding transcription factor activity, RNA polymerase II-specific; RNA polymerase II transcription regulatory region sequence-specific DNA binding. Gene Ontology annotation, biological process: regulation of transcription by RNA polymerase II. Lineage: Eukaryota; Metazoa; Chordata; Actinopteri; Characiformes; Acestrorhamphidae. The coding region runs from base 456 to 2069 and encodes 537 amino acids. The transcript has 2 exons. Gene Ontology annotation, cellular component: nucleus.
UAUUGCAAUAAAUAUUGCAAACACAAGAGCUAUAAAAUAAACACGCUGGGCUUGUUUUUCUGAACCAGAUCGCAUUUAAAAUUUUGAAAAAUGGCAGGUUUAAGUUCAUUUUUGCACACUUUACAGAAAGAAACUGUUCAGCAUAAUUUAUAAGACUGGUGUUAGUUUAUUCCUUUACAGAGCUCUUCACAAACUGGUUGUUUUCCAGCUGACAGGUAAAAGCUGUAGCUAGUUAGCUAAGCUGAUCUAACUUACUGCUCCUAUCUGUGUAAAUUCCAAGCUAGUUAUCUUGCUAAGUUCACACCACUUGAGUGGCACUGCUGAGGUAGCAUUUUUGAGAUAUUAAUGUCAUCCCGAUCCAUGUCCUCUCCAGUUCCUGUUUUUUUCCAUUACGAAUACACAAGCAGGAGACUUUACAAAGCUGAAUAUUAAGCUGCUGAAAGAAAGAAGGAAAUAUGGCAUCCAGAAGAAUCUCCAAAACUACUACAGCAUGCGGAAAUGUGGAGAAGAGUACAGGCAAGGACAAAACCCAUCACUGCUCAGACUGUGGGAAGAGUUUUAUUGCAAAGAGUCAUCUCCAGCGACACCAGCGCAUUCACACUGGAGACAAACCGUAUCACUGCACAGACUGUGGGAAGAGCUUUACUCAACAGAGAAGUCUUAAACAAUACCAGUUAAUUCACACUGGAGACAAGCCCUAUCACUGCUCGGAAUGUGGGAAAAGCUUUACUAGACAGAUUGGCCUCAAAAAACACCAGCACAUUCACACUGGAGAGAGACCAUAUCACUGCAUGAACUGUGGGAGGAGCUUUACUCAACAGAGUGGUCUUAAACAACACCAGUUAAUUCACACUGGAGAGAAACCGUAUCACUGUUCAGAGUGUGGCAAGAGCUUUAAUCUUCAGAGUAACCUCAAAAAACACCAGCGCAUUCACACUGGAGAGAAACCGUUUCACUGCUCAGACUGUGGCAUGAGCUUUAAUCAACAGAGUAACCUCAAGAAACACCAGCGCAUUCACACUGGAGACAAACCGUAUCACUGCCCAGAGUGUGGGAAGAGCUUUACUCAAAAGAGAAGUCUUAAACAACACCAGUUAAUUCACACUGGAGACAAGCCCUAUCACUGCUCGGAAUGUGGAAAGUGUUUCACCAGACAGAUUGGCCUCAAAAAACACCAGCACAUUCACACUGGAGAGAGACCAUAUCACUGCAUGAACUGUGGGAGGAGCUUUACUCAACAGAGUGGUCUUAAACAACACCAGUUAAUUCACACUGGAGAGAAACCAUAUCACUGCUCAGACUGUGGCAAGAGCUUUAAUCAACAGAGUAACCUUAAGAAACACCAGCGCAUUCACACUGGAGAGAAACCGUUUCACUGCUCAGACUGUGGCAUGAGCUUUAAUCUUCAGAGUAACCUCAAAAAACACCAGCGCAUUCACACUGGAGAGAAACCCUAUCACUGCCCAGAGUGUGGCAAGAGUUUUACUCAACAGAGUGGUCUCAAAGAACACCAGCUCAUUCAUACAGAGGAAAAACCGUAUCAAUGCUCAGACUGUGGGAAGAGUUUCACCAAAAAGGGUCUUCUCCAGCAACACCAGCACAUUCACACUGGAGUAAAACCAUAUUACUGCUCAGAGUGUGGGAAGAGUUUUACUGGAAUGAGUAGCAUUCGAAGACACCAACUUAUUCACAUUGGAGAGAAACCGUAUCACUGCUCACAGUGUGGCAAGAGCUUUAAUCAACAGAGUAUUCUUAAAACACAUCAGCGCAUUCACACUGGAAAGAAACCGUAUCACUGCUCAGAGUGUGGCAAAAGCUUUAAUCGACAGAGUAUUCUUAAAACACAUCAGCGCAUUCACACUGGAGAGAAACCGUAUCACUGCUCAGAGUGUGGCAAAAGCUUUAAUCGUCAGAGUAACCUCAAAAGGCACCAGCGCAUUCACACGGGAGAAAAAACGUAUCACUGCUCACAGUGUGGCAAAAGCUUUAAUCGACAGAGUAACCUCAAAACACACCAGCGCAUUCACACUGGAGUAAAACCAAAUGAGCAACCAUCUUGUUCUGGAUGAACUGAUCUAUUAUCAAUUAUCAAAUGUGGUAUAUUAUUCAAAUACUGUAUCAUCCUGUUCCUCUGGAGUGCACCUCACUGCUCACAGACAAAUUUUCCAUAAUGCACAUUCCGGUCAUGUGACUACUACCUCCACCAGUCAGAACUUAUCCGCUCACAGUCACCUGAGUACUGAUUUAGCACACCUGUAUAUAAGUUUAUUUAAGCAAAAGUUCCUUGUAAUGAAUUGUAUUGGUUUUAACAGUGUACACAGAGUGUUUAUUUGGUUGUUUCUGAUUCUAUUACCGUUACUAACCUUUUCUUGAUUUGGUUUAGUUUUUUGCUUUUCUCAUUUUCGGAUAGGUUUGCCUGAUUGUCAGCUACCUGGUUUAAAGUCUGUUUAUUGUUAACUCAUUAAAUAUAGAUUCACUUUAUUGUUAUGAACUUCUACUGGCUUUAUGAGUUUUCUUUUGGAUUGCUUCUUUUGUAGUAACCCUCACAGUUUUUUAAAUCUUUUUUAGUAUAUUAUUGUUAAUAUAGUGGUGAAAAUAAAUAUUUAGUAAAGAA